This is a messenger RNA of Orcinus orca (killer whale), 1699 nucleotides long. RefSeq lists its product as uncharacterized. The transcript has a single exon. The coding region runs from base 1 to 471 and encodes 156 amino acids. NCBI's taxonomy places the organism in Eukaryota, Metazoa, Chordata, Mammalia, Artiodactyla, Delphinidae. The record is from RefSeq and is a predicted model, not a curated record.
AUGGGCGGCAAAAGCACAGCAGACGCCUACGGGACCUGGACGGUCCCCGAGAGGCAGCAAGCAGCGCUCCCGCGCUUCGCCCGUCGCGCUCCCGCCACGUCUCCGGGCUGUGCCGCCCGCUCCCCUCCCUGCGGUGGGGGCUGGGCGGCGGCUGGGCCCCCACCGUUGCCGCGCUCCCUACACCCGCGCGAGGCCGGCUCUCCGCCCGGGAGAACGCCGGAGCGCUUCCCGCAGAGGCAACACCGACUCCGGCGCCGCAACCAGAAACCACGGCACAGCCCAGAAGUCCCCAGGCCACCGGCUCCCCAGCACCCUUCGGGGAAAUCUCGUGCACCUCUGCAGGAGGCGAGAAUAAAACAAAAACCCCGUAAAACUGAAACCGGGCCGGGCGGCGGCAUGGGUGGCAGUGGCAGCGGCAGCAGCCGGCGAGCGCGGACACACGCCCCGUCUCGCGCUCCGCUGCUCCAGUGAGUCCGGACGAACCAUAGAGAUCACUUAAGGAGGCUCGCGCGCUACUCCCACCACGUGACCGCCCCGCCAGGCCGCCCCCCGCGCCGCCAUCUUACAUCCGGGACCGAGGCGGCGUCCCUUUUCCCCGACUUGGCAAAACUUCGACGUGUCACUAGAAAUCAGCCCCCAAAGGGGGGGACCCCGAUUCCAUGUCACCAAAGUGCUGAGGCCGUGGGCCAUUCCCCCCAAUCCCCUUUACGGGGCAAAGAGGAGCCCCUAACUUCUCUCAGUCUUUGCCCGCAAAGAAAAUGGCGGCACUUACCGCCGUCUAAGUGGACACGUUGUCUUCUGGCCGGGGUUUAAAGUUUCUGGCACCUCCUUUCGCAUCCGGCAAGGACACCACCACAUGCGCUCCACCCCGCGGCGUGGCCGCCGUGCUACAUUACGCAGAAAACCGGCGGGAAAGCUGCUGCGCGGCUUACUUUAACGCGCAGGCUCCUGGGACUUGUGGGUGGUUUCUUUUCUUUUUUUUUUUUUUUAAAGGCCAAGUUUGGGAAAAGGCCGACUGCCGUAAGCCCCAUCUGCUUCGGGGCCAGGCAAGUUACUUUUUGUCUCCCAUUUUGAGGCUUUCUGUGAAGUUAACAAAUCAUUGUGAAGAAAAAGUAAACAGGGGUUGCCAGUUAAGAUACGGAGCGUCUAGUUAAAUUCAAAUUUCAGAUAAAUAGUUUUUUAGUAUAUGUAUGUCCCAUACACACACAAAAAAUUGUUUAUUUGAACUUCAAAUUUAACUGGCGUCCUAUAUUUUUAUCUGCUAAAUCUAGCAAUACUGUUAGUCAUCACGCUCCUGAAAAUCCAGACCACAUAACAAAAGUAAGGAAUGGAGGAACUGAAGAGUGUGUUCAGAUUUGGAACUGACUCUGCGUGGAGACUUUGAUCCCUUCACGAAGGCCAGAGAGCUGAGGUCCAGACUCCAAACUACGCACAAGGGACAUCCAUGUGCUUUUUGGACAAGUACGUUUUCUAUUCCUUUAAACCAGCACAAUCUAAUUUUGAUAACAUCCUCUCAGCCAAAGAAUUUCAUGCAAAUUAAAGAUUACGUAACACUGGGUUUUCAUUUCUAUUCUAUAUAGUAUUGGUGAUGGGACACAAUUUCUUGAACAAAUUUUCAAAUUAAAAGGCAUCCUGCCUGACAUGUUUCAAAACAAAAUUUGUAAUAUGCAAAUUAAGAAAAUAAAAUAUACUUGGUUUA